Messenger RNA from Alligator sinensis (Chinese alligator), 1643 nucleotides. It is a transcript of the gene CD79B, whose product is annotated as CD79b molecule. Gene Ontology annotation, biological process: B cell receptor signaling pathway; B cell differentiation. The coding region runs from base 75 to 755 and encodes 226 amino acids. Gene Ontology annotation, cellular component: B cell receptor complex; external side of plasma membrane. The record is from RefSeq and is a predicted model, not a curated record. NCBI's taxonomy places the organism in Eukaryota, Metazoa, Chordata, Crocodylia, Alligatoridae. The transcript has 6 exons.
GAGAGUUCGCAAGGUUUUUGCAGAAGCAACACAAGGGCUGGAGAUUUGAUGUUUUUCUCCUGUCUGCAGUAACUAUGGCUACUUUGUGCAAGAGGCUCCUGGUACCACAUGCACAGCUCUGGAUUAUAGUCCUGAUUGCAGGUGUGAUCUCAGCCACAAAAGACAGAAGAGAGCAGAACGUAGUUACAUCCUGCUCAAGAUUUCAGCAAUACCCUCGCUAUGUGGCUGCCAAAAAGAACACCAACGUUCACUUCAUCUGCCAUCACCAAAAUGGUAGCAGCAUCCGGUGGUACAAAAUGAGUGAACAAGAUGAUAUCCCCCAGGUGAUCAGAAGUACUUUGCCAAAGAUUGAAGUGGUUUCGAAAGAUACAGUUUUGGAGAUGACCAUCAAUAAAAUCCAAUAUGAAGACAAUGGCAUUUACCUGUGUGAAAAUGCAAGCCUUAUGGGGUCUGUGCAACUGAAACACAAAUGUGGGAGUGAACUCAAAGUAAUAGGAUUCAGCACCAUUGAGCAAGUCCAGAACCGAAACACGCUGAAAGAUGCCAUCAUCAUGAUCCAGUCCAUUCUCCUGGUCAUCUUUGUGAGCGUCCCCAUGCUCCUGUGUUUGGACAAAGGUGAUGGCAAGGACAUUUCUGAUGAAGACCACACCUAUGAGGGCUUGGAAAUUGAACAAACAGCCACCUAUGAGGAUAUUGCACCUUUUCGGGAUGUCAAAGCCAAAUGGACAGUUGGGGAGCAUCCGUGCCAGGAGUGAGGGAGUCUGCAUACAGGUGACUUGCAUACAUUAGCAGCAAAGCUUCUCAUACCUGCAGUGCCCGUGAGCUUCCCACUGAUGCCUGAAGGGGCAGGAUUCCCAGGCCCCUGCUGUGGGCUCUGACUGUUACAGACUUGUAUGUUCCAGGGCAAGAUCAUGAACUGACAAGAUGGCGGGACAUUGAAAACAGCCCCCAAUCCUCCCAUGGGCACAGCGGCCUCCUGUAACCAUUAGCAGAGCUUGAUUUAGUCUUGGUGCUGUAUAUUUGGUGCUUGCUUUACUGGGUCUGUAUUCAUGUCUGGACUGUAGCAUCCGGUUUUUCGGGGAUUUUUUUUUGCCUCCUUGGUGCAUUGCAGAUAUUAGUAGCAAACUGCUACCAGCUGGGAAGAACACUGACUUAACCUCAGCCUGAAUAUCCAGGUGCUUGGACCCCUACAGAACCCUCGCAUGUUUAAAGCAACAAAUGUUCCAGUCUGCUGUGAUAAAUAGCUUUUUCUUCUGAUGCCCUGUAAUAUGGACAGGAGCAGGCAAGUUUGUAGAUCCAAACAUAUCCCAAAUGGCCAAAUGGUGAUCUUUUUCCUCAGGCCAAACAGACCCUCACACCAUGUGUGAACCCAGUGAAAUCAUCAGGAAUAAGAGUGUAAGGGUAAUAGUGAGGGCCCCAUCUAGCCUAGAGGCAGGAAAGACUAGAUGUUUUUCUAAAAAGUCUGCUGCAGUUCACACAGGCCUGAAUUCAAGGAUGUCAGGUGGCCUGUCUUGUCCAGGAGAGGACCACAAUGAUCCCACCUGGCCCGUGAUCUCUGAAUCUAUUAAAAAGGAUGUCAAUUGUAGGCUCAACUGUUUUUACAAAUUUUAAUAAAGAACAUUAAUAAAUCAGCAUUCUGUUAU